This is a messenger RNA of Cajanus cajan (pigeon pea), 1836 nucleotides long. The record is from RefSeq and is a predicted model, not a curated record. Lineage: Eukaryota; Viridiplantae; Streptophyta; Magnoliopsida; Fabales; Fabaceae.
ACAUCAAACCAAACUAAGACAAACAUACCACACCACACAACAUGGCAUUCAAUGGCUAUUUCGUUCUCGGACUCAUUGGUCUUCUUCUUCUUACUUCUUCCAAAGUUACAUGCAAAGAAACAGUUACAGUUUCACCUAUUAUUGACAUUUCACUCAAUCGGAACAGUUUUCCUCAAGGCUUCAUCUUUGGGGCAGGUUCUUCCUCAUACCAGUUCGAAGGUGCAGCAAGGGAAGGUGGUAGAGGACCAAGUGUAUGGGACACCUUCACCCAUAAAUACCCAGAAAAGAUCAACGAUAGAAGCAACGGAGACGUAGCCAUUGACUCAUAUCACCACUACAAGGAAGAUAUUGCGAUGAUGAAGGAUAUGAAUUUGGAUUCAUAUAGAUUUUCCAUAUCUUGGUCAAGGAUUCUCCCAAGAGGAAAGCUAAGUGGAGGAAUAAAUCAAGAAGGAAUCAACUAUUACAACAAUCUUAUCAAUGAGUUGCUCGCAAAUGGUAUAAAACCACUUGUGACUCUUUUUCAUUGGGAUCUUCCUCAAGCAUUAGAAGAUGAGUAUGGUGGCUUUUUAAGCCCACGCAUAGUGAAAGAUUUUCAAGACUAUGCCGAACUUUGUUUCAAGGAAUUUGGUGAUAGGGUAAAACAUUGGGUUACUUUGAACGAGCCAUGGAGUUAUAGUAAUAAUGGCUAUGCAAAUGGACGAAUGGCACCAGGUCGUUGUUCUACUUGGUUAAAUUUAAAUUGCACUGGUGGUGAUUCUGCAACAGAACCUUAUUUAGUUACACAUUACCAACUUCUUGCUCACGCAGCAACUGUUCGUGUGUACAAGACAAAGUAUCAAGCAUCUCAAAGGGGUCUAAUAGGCAUAACCUUGGUAGCUAAUUGGUUUUUGCCACUCAAGGAUACCAAAUAUGAUCAAAAGGCUGCUGAAAGAGCUAUUGACUUUAUGUAUGGAUGGUUUAUGGAUCCAUUAACUUCCGGAGAUUACCCAAAAAGCAUGCGAUCUCUUGUACGAACACGAUUACCAAAGUUUACUACAGAACAAUCCAAACAACUAGCUGGGUCAUUUGAUUUUAUUGGUCUAAACUAUUACUCUACAACAUAUGCCUCUGAUGCACCUCAUCUAAGCAAUGCUAGACCUAGCUACAUAACAGAUUCUCUUGUAAAUCCUGCAUAUGAACGUGAUGGAAAACCUAUAGGCAUAAAGAUUGCUUCUGAUUGGUUAUAUGUUUAUCCAAGAGGAAUUCGUGAUCUUUUAUUAUAUACUAAAGAAAAAUACAACAAUCCUUUGAUUUACAUCACAGAAAAUGGUAUAAAUGAAUAUGAUGAUCCAACACUAUCACUUGAAGAAUCUCUUAUGGAUACUUUUAGAAUUGAUUAUCAUUAUCGUCAUCUCUUUUAUCUUCAAUCUGCAAUUAGGAAUGGCGCAAAUGUAAAAGGAUAUUAUGUUUGGUCUUUGUUCGAUAACUUUGAGUGGUCUUCAGGCUACACAUCAAGAUUUGGAAUGAUCUUUGUGGAUUACAAAAAUGAUUUGAAGAGAUACCAAAAACUUUCGGCACUGUGGUUCAAGAAUUUUCUUAAGAAAGAAACUAAACUUUAUGGUUCUAGUAAAUAAUAUCAUUAAAUUCAUUUAUUAGUGAUCAUUUUUGUAAGUAAUUAUUUGGUUUUUAUUUAAUUAUUCUUUUAUUCUAAAGAGGCCCUAUUGAAUUUAUAGGGGAAAUAGAGAUGUAGAUCUAUUGAUACAGAAAGAAUAGAACUAACAUAUUGUUUUGGUAAAGAAAUUGUAUAUGGUUCUACAAUUGUGAUUUUAUAUUUUAUUUUCUGAUUUUGAGUUUGUA